Molecule: messenger RNA, 1386 nt
Organism: Megalops cyprinoides (Indo-Pacific tarpon)
Lineage: Eukaryota; Metazoa; Chordata; Actinopteri; Elopiformes; Megalopidae
Product: transcription elongation factor A protein 1-like
Exons: 10
Coding region: 144-1079 (311 amino acids)
Biological process (GO): DNA-templated transcription; positive regulation of transcription by RNA polymerase II; transcription elongation by RNA polymerase II
Cellular component (GO): nucleus
Molecular function (GO): zinc ion binding; nucleic acid binding
Source: RefSeq, a predicted model, not a curated record
UCUUGGUGAUUAGUUUGGCCUGCUUUGUUUGUGGUUGCGCUUGCUCAGCCCGCCGAUGUGUUGUGCGUUCCCACGGAGGUGGCUUUAGAUUGAACCCUUAUUUAUAUAUUUUGGUUUGGAUAUAGUAUAACAUAAAAGAAAACAUGGGAAAGAAAGAGGAAGAAGACAUUAUAAGGAUCGCAAAGAAAAUGGAUAAGAUGGCGCAGAAAAAGAAUGGGGCUGGCGCCUUGGACCUGCUGAAAGAACUGAAGAACAUUCCCAUGACUCUGGAAUUGCUACAGUCUACCAGAAUAGGGAUGUCUGUGAAUGCCAUUCGCAAGCAGAGCACGGAUGACGAGGUUACAUCACUAGCCAAGUCACUCAUCAAAUCGUGGAAGAAGCUUCUAGAUGAGCCAGGGGGUGGCGACAAGUCAUCAGAGGAGAAGAAAAAGGAACCUACAACUCCAACUGUCUCCUCUUCACAGAACAGUCCUGAGCCAAGAGAGGAGAGCAGCUCCAGCAGCAACUCAAGCAGCAAAAGCGAAACCAGCGACAUCACGCCCAACACGCUGAUCACCACCUUCCCACGAGCACCGAACACGUCCGAUUCUGUCAGGAACAAAUGCAGGGAGAUGCUGUCCAGUGCCUUGCAAGCAGGGAAUGACUACAUUGCCAUUGGUGCUGACUGCGAUGAGCUUGGAGCUCAAAUUGAGGAAUGCAUUUUCCAGGAGUUUAAAAACACUGAUAUGAAAUACAAAAACCGAGUUCGGAGCCGAAUCGCCAACCUGAAGGAUAUCAAGAACCCCAGCCUGCGGAGGAACGUGCUGUGUGGCAACGUGCCUCCCGAUAGGAUGGCCCGGAUGACCGCGGAGGAAAUGGCCAGUGACGAGCUGAAGGAGAUGCGCAAAAACCUGACCAAAGAGGCCAUCCGAGAGCACCAGAUGGCCCGAACGGGCGGCACUGAGACCGACCUGUUCACUUGUGGCAAAUGCAAAAAGAAGAACUGCACGUACACCCAGGUUCAGACCCGGAGUGCUGAUGAACCAAUGACCACAUUUGUCCUCUGUAAUGAAUGUGGCAACAGGUGGAAGUUUUGCUAGUCGGAAGACGAGAGCCCACGAAAGAGAUGCAGCAAGACUGCCGGACCACAGGACUUCACUUUGUACCUGUCUUUGUAAACAGAAACCGUUUGAAAGUUCACAUUUAGUGAAACUUGCAGAGUGGACAGCCACAAAAGAAACCACCACUGUUUUUAUUGAAACCAUCUUGUUCAUAGACGCAUUUCCUGUAUUUUAAGUAUACAUUAGGUACAGCUGUCAAACUACGAUUAAUGUUAAUGUGUUUUUCUUUUACUGUCAUUUUUUUAUAUGUAGUUUGACAUUAAACUUUGAUCAAUAAGUACCGUUU